CGGGCCGCCGGCGAUGGUGACACAUGCGGCGGCGGCGCGCCGGCGGCAGGACCAUGGUUGAGCGCGCCAGCAAGUUCGUGCUGGUGGUGGCGGGCUCGGCGUGCUUCAUGCUCAUCCUGUACCAGUACGCGGGCCCGGGGCUGAGCCUGGGCGCGCCCGGCGGCCGCGCGCCGCCCGACGACCUGGACCUCUUCCCCACGCCCGACCCGCACUACGAGAAGAAGUACUACUUCCCGGUGCGCGAGCUGGAGCGCUCGCUGCGCUUCGACAUGAAGGGCGACGACGUGAUCGUCUUCCUGCACAUCCAGAAGACCGGCGGCACCACCUUCGGUCGCCACCUCGUGCAGAACGUGCGCCUCGAGGUCCCCUGCGACUGCCGCCCGGGCCAGAAGAAGUGCACCUGCUACCGGCCCAACCGCCGCGAGACCUGGCUCUUCUCGCGCUUCUCCACCGGCUGGAGCUGCGGGUUGCACGCCGACUGGACCGAACUCACCAACUGCGUGCCCGGCGUCCUGGACCGCCGCGACCCCGCCGCGCUGCGCACGCCCAGGAAGUUCUACUACAUCACGCUGCUGCGCGACCCCGUGUCGCGCUACCUGAGCGAGUGGCGGCACGUGCAGCGCGGGGCCACGUGGAAGACGUCGCUGCACAUGUGCGACGGGCGCACGCCGACGCCCGAGGAGCUGCCGCCCUGCUACGAGGGCACCGACUGGUCGGGCUGCACGCUGCAGGAGUUCAUGGACUGCCCCUACAACCUGGCCAACAACCGCCAGGUGCGCAUGCUGGCCGACCUGAGCCUGGUGGGCUGCUACAACCUGUCCUUCGUGCCCGAGGCGCGGCGCGCGCAGCUGCUGCUGGACAGCGCCAAGAAGAACCUGCGCGGCAUGGCCUUCUUCGGCCUCACCGAGUUCCAGCGCAAGACGCAGUACCUGUUCGAGCGGACGUUCCGCCUGCGCUUCAUCCGGCCCUUCGUGCAGUACAACAGCACCCGCGCGGGCGGCGUGGAGGUGGACGCGGCCACCGUGCGGCGCAUCGAGGAGCUCAACGACCUGGACGUGCAGCUCUACGACUACGCGCGCGACCUGUUCCAGCAGCGCUACCAGUUCACGCGGCAGCGAGAGCGGCGGGAGCAGCGGCUGCGGGGCCGCGAGCCGCGCCCGCCGCACCCGGGGCCACCGCCGGCGCCGCCUGCGCGCGAGGACGCCGACGACCCGGGCCGCGCGCCCACCGAGGACUACCUGAGCCACAUCCUCGAGAAGUGGUAGCGGCGGGGGGUCUGCGAGGGGCGGGUAGGCGGCCCGGCGGACGCUCGGGACCCCGCGCGUGGUGGGCUCCCCCCGGGAAGGCGCGCAGGGCGAUGCCCAGCUGCCAGAGUCUGGCUGUCCGUCCAUCCGUGUACAGAGCGCGGUGCGUCAGCGGGAAGCCGCUAGACAGGAGCCUUAGACCCUGGUGCGGGGGUCCCGGGUCAGGGGUGGGGGGUCCCUGUCCUCACGCAAACUUGUGUAGGCUUGCGGAGGACACGGAGAGAGGACACGCAGGGCCAGAAGCGGGUCCUACGCCAACUAUGCACGCACCCCGCGCUCCCCCAACCGACCACCUCCACACCAACGCCCACCCUUGGCCUCUUGAGGCCCCCGGGCCUGGGACAUGAUCUCUCCGGGGCGCCCCAGAUCCCAUCCACAGCUGCCUCAGGAUCAGGAGCCACCCCAGCUGAAACUGUCCCUGGACAGCCCUCUCUCCUUUUGACCCACGGUCAAAACCCACGAUCCGGCCUGGCUUUGGGGGUUGACCAUCCAGGCAGACCUAGCUCAGAUAGGGAGUAGGUACCAAGAAUCCCUUCUAGCCCUGUUCUUAAUGGUUCACACAGAGGUGUGGCUCUAGCACCCAAUCACUGGGAUAUUAAUUAACUCAAGGCCUCUACCACCCCUCCCACGGCCUCGGGUGUGAAAGUACAAGCGAGCUUCCAUUGGCUGGAAUGCAGACCACAGUCUGCCUGAGCCAUACCUUGGGACCUUGGUGGUUCCAGAUGGUUCCAGGGACCCCCACUGAGCCAGUGUUGAUGGAGACUGUGUGGGACCCUCCCUGCAUUUCCCCCGCCCCUCACAAAGACCGGCCAGGCCCUGCUCCCAGCAGCCCUACGGGCUGGCAGUGGUCUUACUAGAAGCCAUGUAUCCACUGAAAGCAUUGCCCAUGCCCUUCAAGCGGCCUAGACCACCCCACCACAGAGCAGCAGAGACCCUGGCUCUUCAGAGGCUGUGUGCUUGGAAGGUGAGGGCUGACCCCAAGGCAGGACUGGACCUCCCCUCCCUGGGAAAGGGCCAUCUGUAACACACACAAAGCCUAGGUGUUGGCAGGUGCAGAUGCCCUGGGGAGGUGGCUUAGUCCUUGUUUGUCUGGCAUAGAGGCUCCACACUCAGGCUUCCUACACUGGCCACUGCACCGUGGGGUCCACAGGCAAGCUGGGCUCCGGACUGCCAGCAUCCAGCCCAGGGCCACCUCUCUGGAGAGGGGUCACCCUGAGAAGGCAGGUGCCCAGGUGAACUAGAGGUGUGGCUCUUGGAAAAGGAGGUUGAAGUCCUUGUGGGGGGAUUCUCUCCAAGGCUCAUCUUCAGGUCGCCACUCCCAGCAGCAGGGUGGGUUGUAUCUGUGGGACUCAACACAGGCCAUGUGGGGUUCUGAGGCCUCCUGUCAGGAAGUGGGCACUUGGUCUCAGGUAGCCCUGUCUUGUGGGCUUCUGGUAUACACAGCCAGAGGUAGGAUGUUUUGUACAUACUGGAAUGUGAUCUGACAUGCCCCACCAUCCCAACUCAUGGAAGCACGGGUCUCUCCUCAGUCGCUGCUGCAAUUGGAAAAUGAUCUUGCCUCAGGCCAGACCCGUGCCGGGGUCCCUCAGCCCCUAGGCUGUCCAGCCCAGCUCUCCGCUCAGGCCACCUGCUCUGGGGCAAGUUUCCCUGUACCCACAACAUCUCCUCAGAGAUGCUGUCAAAGGGUAGGGUGCCCCCCCCCCCCCGGCUGUGAGGAGCCCUCCCUAGUGCUGAGAGGACAGAGGCAAACAGAAGGCCGACAGUCUGGUCACCAGGCACCCUGUGGACCUGCAGACGGCCCUCCUGGAGGAAGAAGUCAGGGCAGCAGGACAGCUGUCCAGGCAGCAAGUCUGUGAACCUUUUGGGAACUGGAACUGUUUAACUUGAACCCAGGAGCAUUUAAAGCUUUAUUUAUUUAUAGCUUCUUAUUAAAAAAAAAAGUGUUGGGAAGAAAUUUUUUGGUUACAAAAAUGAAUCGAUGAUGACAUAGCCAGUCAUAAUCACCUAAUUGUUUUUGUUUAGGUCAAGAAUGAAUGUUAGCAGAUGAAAUAAACCCUGGAAAGGAC
Dipodomys ordii (Ord's kangaroo rat) is the source of this 3370-nucleotide messenger RNA. RefSeq names its product heparan sulfate 6-O-sulfotransferase 1 (gene Hs6st1). The record is from RefSeq and is a predicted model, not a curated record. Gene Ontology annotation, molecular function: heparan sulfate 6-sulfotransferase activity. Bases 24 to 1265 code for a protein of 413 amino acids. Gene Ontology annotation, cellular component: membrane. Lineage: Eukaryota; Metazoa; Chordata; Mammalia; Rodentia; Heteromyidae. The transcript is spliced from 2 exons.